Aedes aegypti (yellow fever mosquito) is the source of this 513-nucleotide messenger RNA. It is a transcript of the gene LSm3, whose product is annotated as U6 snRNA-associated Sm-like protein LSm3. Gene Ontology annotation, biological process: mRNA splicing, via spliceosome; P-body assembly. Gene Ontology annotation, cellular component: P-body; U4/U6 x U5 tri-snRNP complex; precatalytic spliceosome. Gene Ontology annotation, molecular function: RNA binding. Bases 142 to 447 code for a protein of 101 amino acids. The transcript has 3 exons. NCBI's taxonomy places the organism in Eukaryota, Metazoa, Arthropoda, Insecta, Diptera, Culicidae. The record is from RefSeq and is a predicted model, not a curated record.
CUGACGGCGUGCAACACAAAAUAUCAACAAACGACGCUGAAUCAAAACGCGCUUCUGCAGUUUACGCGUCGCCUUCAAUCGUUUUUUAGUGGAAAAGUAUAUAAUUUGUCGAGUUUUGUUAAAUUAGCAGAGCUUUAAGUCAUGGCAGAGGAAGAACAGUUGCCCAUUAUCCCGGUGAAAGAACCGCUCGAUCUGAUCCGGCUCAGCUUGGACGAGAAAAUCUACGUCAAGAUGCGGAACGAACGUGAGCUUCGAGGGCGGUUACAUGCUUUCGAUCAACAUUUGAACAUGGUUCUGGGUGAUGCGGAGGAAACCGUGACCACGGUUGAAAUCGACGAGGAAACCUAUGAGGAAGUGUACAAAACCACCAAGCGAACCAUUCCCAUGCUAUUCGUACGAGGUGACGGCGUGAUUCUCGUUUCUCCGCCAAUGCGAGUUGGCAGUUAGGGGUUCUCAAUGGCCUAAAGCCCAUUUUCCUCAAUAAAACAAGAUCUAUAUUCAAUUGGAACCUUA